AUUCUUUUUCUUUACAGGUCUGCAAAAAAUUCUCAACAGAAUGUUUUAUAAGAGUUUUUCUUUUUAUAAUUUUUUAUGAAAACUUGUUAAUCUGAAGAAAUUUAAGACAUCUUUGGAAAAUCUUCAUGAAUUCUAUUUUCAUUCAUUCAUGAAUUUUAUUUACUUAGAUGUGAAGAAUUCUUGAAAAUAUUGUAAUAUAUUAUGAGAAAUUUUUUUAUCAGGAUAUAACGUGAACAAAAUUUGAAAAAAUAAUUUGAGUGCUUGGUUCUUAAGGGCGAAGACUUAAUUUUACGACGUUAGAUUUUUUUAAAGAGAAUUUAGGAGGUUGACACUGUUAAAGCUUCGCCUGAGAUGUCGAGCAUGGAACGUCACGAGCGGCCACGAAGACCCACAACGUGCGGAGCUUCCGUUGCGUGAACGGCCUUGCCCCAAGUUGCAUAUUAGGCCGGCAAACGGUGUGUUUAUCGAUCGUUUCAUAAACCUCAUUUAUCUCUUUACUCGUACCAUCGUUUUUCCCUAUAGUUUAUAUUUAUUUAACGAGAAGGGUAAAAUAGUGCAAACUAGAAACAGACAGCGGAAUGAAUAGACCACCGUGUUUGCUCGAUUUACUGAGAUGUAUUUACUGCUAUACACGGUAAUCGGAUUGUGUGUGUCUGGGGAGAAAGGAAAAAAAGAGAAAGAGAAAGAGAGAGAGAGAGAAAGAGAGAGCUGUUCCUCCCUUAUUGGACAUCGCGUAAACCUCCCACUGUUACCAUGAAGAAAAAUGCAACGACAAAGUCCAACGAGUCUCCCGGAUUUACUCGUACAGAUGAAAUGAUCGCUCGUGUUCUACGAGACCUGAUGGUGAGAAAUCUUUUCUUCAUUCAAUUGUAAGAGAAUCGCUUCAAUAUUCUUGAUGCUUUUACACAGAACAAAUUUUCCUCAUUUCACGAUGUGGCUUCGAAUUGCAAAUUUCACAAGUGUGGAUCACGUUUCUCGAUCGUUCCUAAAAUUAAAGAGAUUCGUCUUGGCGCAUUAAUUAAGCGAUUUCAGGGGCAACGAGCCAGUUCCGAUUGUUGACACUUAUAACAGGUGACGGGAAAACGAUAUGUAAAUCGCGGUUCGAUCGGUGUCAUCUUUUUUGAACAAUGAUGCAUCUCAACACACUUGAGUGCCCCACCGUUAUAUCGUUCGCCCUGUGCCGCGCGAGAUAAGGCACCGACCACCAUGGUGGACAAAUUGCACGAGUACGAGGGAUUCAUGGGUAGGAUUCACGGUGUUCGUGACACUAUCAGGGAACGAUGGAACGUGUGGAAAGAGUGGAAAAACAGCCUGAAUCUGGAUCAGGGCCUGGAAGGACUGAAGCAACAUUUACGGGGGCCGCCCAAAUUAGAGCGCACUUUGGACGACUAUUCUCACAUCUACAGGAAGAAGACCCGCGGCGAAUUAGUGAGGGUGUCGGCGGCCGUAAUGGGGAUCGAGUUCUCGUAUGCCGCGGAAACCGCUUUCGUCUCGCCGACGCUCCUCAAGAUCGGCGUCGAUCAUCAGCACAUGACACUAGUGUGGGCGCUCAGCCCCCUCGUGGGCUUCUUUGUGACACCUAUUCUUGGCAGCAUGAGCGAUCGCUGUAAACUAAAUUAUGGCAGAAGGCGACCCUUCAUUCUCCUACUGGCUCUCGGGGUCUUCAUAGGUCUUAUCCUGGUGCCGAACGGCGAGCACAUCGGCUACGUGUUUGGCGAUACGUCGUUUCAUGGGAACGACACGAUUCCACUCGGACAUCGCAUAACGGCGAAGCUGCCCGAGGAGAUAACAUCCGGACCGGUUGAAAGAGCUUCCUCGCACUCCUGGGGUAUAUUCUUCACUAUUCUCGGCACGGUGUUGCUCGACUUCGACGCCGACGCCUGUCAGAGUCCGGCGAGGGCGUACCUCCUUGAUGUCACUGUACCUGAGGACCAUGCCAAAGGCUUAAGCACGUUCACCAUAAUGGCAGGCUUGGGAGGCUUCAUGGGUUACGGUUUGGGCGGCAUCAAUUGGGACGUCACGUCUCUCGGUAUUAUGCUCGGCGGGCAUCUGCACGCGACCUUCACCCUCAUUACGAUCAUCUUCAUCAUUUGUGUCAUGUGUACUGUCACCAGUUUCAAGGAGAUCCCUCUUGAAUUACUCGAGCGAGAUCAGUACCGGAAAAUGCACGAGCCAAAGGUUCCGGACGAAAUCCAAGGAACGGAGAACAAGCAAGAGGAACGCGAGAAGAUCAUCCCUGACGAGUUGAAAACUUAUGGUGCGCUCAACGCCAAGCACGAGACAAAUCCCUCAACAACGGAAACGCAACCCUCCGAUUGUCCUGAAGAGCCACUUUCCGAAGGCAGCCACGUUAACUACGGGUUCAACGGUGUCGAGGAUGAGCCGGACCACAAGGCGACUCUGAAGGAGUACCUGCUGUCCAUCGUCUACAUGCCGCGCAGUCUUCGCUUGGUCUGCUUAACGAAUCUGUUCUGCUGGAUGGCGCACGUCUGCUACUCUCUGUACUUCACGGACUUCGUGGGCGAGGCGGUGUUCGGCGGGAAUCCGCAGGCGCCCGUCGAUACCGACGAGCGGGAGCUCUACGAGGAGGGCGUGCGAUUCGGAUGCUGGGGCAUGUCCAUGUACUCGUUGUCCUGCUCGUGCUACUCGUUGAUCAUCGAGCGAUUGAUCAAGCGCUUCCGAGCGCGUAAAGUUUACAUCUACGGGCUACUCUUCUACAGCGCCGGUAUGUUUCUGAUGGCUCUGAUGAAACAUCCAGCCGGCGUUAUCAUCUUUUCAUGGACCGCCGGCGUCAUGUACUCCACGCUGUUCACCAUGCCCUAUCUACUUGUGGCGCAUUACCACGCGUCCUCAACCUUCGCCCUGACGACAGCUGGUGACGCGGUUUCCGGCGGUUUCGUGCGCGGUCUGGGGACCGACGUCGCCAUCGUCUCCUCCAUGGUGUUCCUUGCGCAGUUUCUGCUGUCCUGUUGUCUGGGCACGAUCGUCAGCUUCACUGGGUCUACCGCGGCAGUGGUCUACGUCGCUAGUAUUCUGGCGAUGUGCGGCGCUGCCUCGGCCACGCGGAUUAUGUACCUGGAUCUAUAAAUCCCGCUCAUCAAUCUAUCACUUUAAGUUAUAAUUAAUUAUUUCGACAACUGUCCAUAAGUCAACUUCGCGGAAAAAACUUUAGAAUAAUCAUUACAUUCAAAGAAACAGAAUAUUCUAUUAGUUGCAGAUAAUAUAUCGACAUAAUAUAUUAAGCUGGAGAAUAAGAUAGAUUUAUAAGGUAAUUGUGGCCAUCGCAUCAUCUGAUUAACUAUAGUUUCGUAUAGUUUCGCGUUAGGCAUUUUGACGUUAAUUUUACCAGCAAGUAAACUAUUGGUUAAUUUACUUACAAACUACCGAACGUUUCAAAAAUAUAUUGUACUCUGAUUGAAUAAUUAUCUAAAUAUUUAUUCGUUCUAAAUUGAUAUAUAAUAUCUUUAUCGAUAACGUUAAGAACGGACGGAUAUGUGUACAAUGUGUAACAUAACAAGUAAACGGUCGAUCAAUACAAGCUGAACGAAUACGGGUGCUCUUCA
Messenger RNA from Monomorium pharaonis (pharaoh ant), 3563 nucleotides. RefSeq names its product proton-associated sugar transporter A (gene lovit). Gene Ontology annotation, cellular component: membrane. The record is from RefSeq and is a predicted model, not a curated record. The transcript is spliced from 9 exons. Gene Ontology annotation, molecular function: sucrose:proton symporter activity. Gene Ontology annotation, biological process: transmembrane transport. NCBI's taxonomy places the organism in Eukaryota, Metazoa, Arthropoda, Insecta, Hymenoptera, Formicidae. The coding region runs from base 1207 to 3087 and encodes 626 amino acids.